AUGACCGCCCGAAACUCUUCACCAACACCUCCAUCGACGCCCUCUCCGCCACCACGCCGUCUCUCGGUCGCUUCGACAGCUAGCACGUCCACACUUCUCUCCUCUUCAACAGCAACAACUUCGACAAUCAAAGUCGCUCUCCGCAUCCGCCCUCCCGUUUCCUCACAACCAUCCAGAGGCUCACGGCAAGUCGUCCAGGUCCUCUCGGAUGACACUCCAACACCAAAUAGCGUCGUCGUCGACGGCAGGAAAAGGUUUACUUUUGAUUCGGUCUUUGGACCGGACCACUCACAACAUGAUGUCUACGAGGCAGCUGUAGCACCCUUGGUCGAGAGAUUCCUAGAGGGCUACAAUGCUACUGUCAUGGCCUAUGGUCAGACCGGAAGCGGCAAGACCUACACGAUGGGCACUGCCAUGGAUGUGGCCGGUUUUGGAUGGGAUUCUGCAGAAGCGGAUGAUCCGCGCGAAGGCAUCGUCGCCAGAGCCAUCAAACACAUCUUUAGUGCAAUUGACAACGGCAGCCACGAGACGGGUGGAGAAGAAACAAAGUUUGAUUUGUCGGUCUCGUUCAUCGAGAUGUACAAUGAAGACUUGAUCGAUUUGCUGACUGUGCCGCCUAUGAAGGGUGUCACUGUCCGAGAGGAUCCAAGAGGUGGAAUAUAUUGGGCGGGUGCGCGAGAAGAGAAUGUCGAAAAUGUAGAGGAGGCACUACGAUUGCUUACAGCUGGAUUAGAGCACCGCCAAACGACCUCUACAACACUCAAUCAAACCUCGUCCCGCUCCCACGCCAUCUUCUCUCUCCAACUCUGCCAACGACGAUGGAUCCCUGGCAAUACGGCCGAUACCGGUGACGCAGGCGACUGGCAAAUUGUCAACUCCAAAUUCCAUUUUGUGGACCUGGCUGGAUCCGAGCGACUUAAACGCACCAAAGCGGUCGGAGAACGUCAACGAGAAGGGAUUUCAAUUAAUUCAGGACUAUUGGCGCUGGGAAAUGUCAUUAAUGCUUUGGGAGGGGAGCAGGCAACCAGACAAGGUGGACCCGUUCAUGUACCCUACAGAGACUCAAAAUUGACGAGAUUGCUCCAGGACGGGCUAGGAGGCAAUAGCCAAACCGCGAUGAUCGCCUGCAUCUCGCCAUGUGAGGCGGACCUUGGGGAAACACUCAACACCUUGUUAUGGGCCAACAGAGGACGCAAUAUCCGGAAUACGGCCUUUGUCAACCACGAGUACCAGUCCGAAGUCCGUGCACUCAAAGAGCAAGUCGCUCGUCUGAAAGGCGAAGUUGGAAAACAUGCACCAUUGCCAUCCAACGACGCCGAUCGCUUGCGGGAGGAGAACGACGAGUUGAAGAAGCAGCUAGAGUCUUUGACACAGACGCAGAAAUCUCUCCGACAACGCAACGAUUACCUCGCAAACGAACUUGCCUUGGUGCAGUCCGAAUCGGUUAUGAUGAGGAUCUAUGCCGCAUCACCAACACCUUCCGCCACCCCAUCAGAAUCAAGUGAUGUCCCGCUGCAUAAUGGACAAGAUUCUGUCAUAGAUUUCAACGGCUCAACAAUGAGCUCCAUUCCACUCCCGAAACGAAACCGAAUUCGUCCACGCUCCGCUACCUCUGCCGAACUCAUCCGCGACCUCCUUAUUUCACCAUCACCCAACCUCCCCGACGAAGUGAGCACUACCGACGACCCAAUACCAACUCAAGCCACCGUUCGCAAACUCCGCGCUGAACUCCGAGAAACCACAUUAGCUGCCCGCCAGUAUCUCUCGCAAGUUGACUCCCUCCAAACUCGCCUUCGCGAACGAGAAGCCGAGUUUGAAGAGGCAGAACAAGCUCUUCAAGAGGAGAUUUCCGAACUGAAGGCAUUGAAUGCUGGUGCCGAAGAUUAUAUUGCGGGACUAGAAGUUCAGCUGACGAAGCAUCAGGCUCUCGCAGAUCAGGUUGAACGAUUGGAGACUGAACUGGAGCGAGAGAGAGAGGGAAGGGAUGCCGACAGUGGUGGGCCUUGGGAACGCGUUAGACUCUUGGAAGAGGAGGUAAUAGAGUUGAAGAAUGAGCGCAAAGAUGUUGAAGUGGCCUGGAUCAAAGUAGCGGAACUGGAGAAGGAGCUGGAAGAGUUUCGAAGGCAGGACCUUCAUGCCGCUGCAUCUGUUGUGGAGAGGGCUGCUCCCGCUGCUGAGGGAACUUUCACCCCGUCUGUAGUUAUCCCCGCAACAACCAAAGACACAUUCGAGAAUCCGCCCAGUGAUAUAUUAUCAUUGAGGGCUGCAGUUUCGGACUUAUGGAACCAACUUCUCGAACAGGAGACCCGGACCGCUGAGUUAGUAGGAUCCGAAGAGGAUCACCGCGUUGCACGAGAAGAAAUACAAUCCAAAUUGAAGACCCUCCAGUCGCAGCUUUCCCAGCUCGAAGCCGAGCACAACGUUCCACCAGCACCUAUUAACACGACUUCCACCAUCGCUCCCGUCGACCCGCCAGCACUCCAUAGCCUUCUCGCCGAAUCAAAUCAAGCUUACGCCGCCCUGGAAUCCGAAGUCGCCCAACUCCGCCAAGUCGCAUCCGAUGCGGUUGCACGCGCUGCCAAACUCGAAUCUGAAAACACUGCCCUCGAACAAGCCCGCGAAGGAGCCUUCAAAGAAGUAGAGGAACGUGUCAAGGGCGUGGAACAAGUUUUGGAGAAUCUGAGAAUGGCGGAGGAGGCGAAUGAGGAAUUGCACAAUGGGGUCAAAGAACUGGAAGGACGGAUGGAAGCCUUGAUGAAGGAAAAGGAAGAGUUGGAGACUUUGCUGAAGGAGCGCGAGAACGAUCUUGUACAAAGGGAUGACAGGGUCGAAGAAUUGGAAGGUCAUCUAAAGGCCUUGGAGAAUGAGAUUGGUGAGAUGAAAACAGCGGCAGCGGAAACUGCAACCCGAAGUCUCGAACACGGUGAAACUCUCAAGGGUGACUUGGAGGGUUUGCGAGAGCAUGUUAAAGAGUUGGAAGGACUUUUACAGCAUGCGCGUGAUGAGAAGGUCAAUGUUGAACAUACCCUUCAAGCUCGCGUAACCGACCUAGAAGCCGAAAUUGACAAAGCUCAACAAGCUGUCGACACAUCCCGAUCAGAAGCAGACAAUAUCCUUAAAGAACUCCAAAACGAAAUCACCUCCCUCCAUACUGACCUGUCCAAGGCAAGAGAUCAGCUCUCUGAUUCCUCAUCCCGCACCGCCGAACUAGAGCAAAGCUUGGAAACCGAGCAAAGACAGGCAUCCGAAGCCCAGGCCAAACUAGUGGCCGCUGAAGACGCAAUCACGACCCUCCGUUCCGAAUUGGAAGCUGCAGCGCACGAAGCACAUAGCCUGGCCUCUGCGAUUCACGAAGCCGAUGAAAAAGUCCGAACCGCGGCUCAAGAUAGAGACGCCAUUCAAGCUGAGCGUGACUCUAUCAUUGCAGAGCGCAAUGCCCUCAUCUCCGAAUUGGAAAGCUUGAAAAGUGCACUUGAAGAAGCAACUUCGCACCACGAGACGCUGAGCAGGGAGAUCCACGAUGCCAAGCGCCAAUCGGUUCUCUUGUCCGAUGAGAAAGACAAGGAACGUGAGGCGUUACAAAUGCGAGUUGCGGAGCUGGAAAAGGAGGUCGAGGAUGCCGCUGGGCGGUUGGACGCGGUUGUGAAAGAACAUGAGACUGCUUUGAAUACUGUUCAGUCGGAACUCGCUGAAAAAGCGGAUAAUAUGGCGACAGAGCUUGCAAAUACACAAUCUCAUGCCAAAGAACUGGAGGAGGAGGUUGAGACUUUACGCAGUGGACGCGUUGAUCUGGAAGAGCAAUUGGAUGCAAAAAUGAGCGAGAUUGAAUCUCUUACAGCUCACAUUGACGAGCUGGAAAGAGGCGUCGAUGAGAAAGAUGGGCAGUUGGAAGGUUUGCGGGCGGAUCUCUCGGGCCUAUCCAAGCAGUUGGAGGAGAAGCAGCAUGUGAUAGAUGAGCUUUUGCAAAAGACGGAGGGAUACGAAACCGAAUUGACUGACGCGAGACAAAAGGUGGAAGAACUGGGACGAGAUCUCCUAGAUAAAGGCCGUGAACUGGAUCAGGUGACUCACCAGCUCGACGACGUGCGGACUGGUUCCGACCGCGACUUGGCUGAGGCGCGAACUAAAUUGGUAGAAUUGGAAGACAUACACAGUGGAAUUGUAGAGGCGCACGCUGCCUCUGAACAGCAUCGUACGCAGCUGGCUGACGAGGUUGAGGGGUUGAAAGCUGCCCUAGAGGCCAAGACACGCGAUUUAGAGGCUCUUGUCACACAGCUGGAGGAACUGCAAAUUGAAAAUGGACUGAAGGAAGACAAGGUCAGGGACGAGGUUCAAGUCCUAAAGACUGAAUUGGAUGUGCUACAGGCCAAUGUCUCCACUGUCACGAGUGAGCGUGACGAGGCUCUACAAAAGAUUGAAGACAUUGUAAAAGAAUUGAAUCGCAUUGUGGAGGGUGAUGGCGAAUUGGACACUGUGUUGACGGGUGCAAAGUCGUUGGUUCAGGAUCUUCGCGAUGGAGUCAAGGAACGAGAUGACCGGCUUGGUGUGGUCGCUCAAGAAUGCGAGGAGCUAACAACAAGAAUAGGAGAAAUCCAGCAGCUUUUGGAUCAAAAGCACACUGAAAUCUCCGAACGGGAUACCGUCGUCUCUGACCUGCGAGCCACGCUCGCCGCCCUCACUACUGAGCUAGAUGAAUCGAAGGCUCGUGUCAAUGAACUGGAAGCCGUCCAACGGGAUUUACAUGAAUCUAUCACCCUGCGAUCGGAAACUGAGACCCAAAAGGUUCAAGAAGUUCAAAAGCUCUUGGACGACAAGCAUGCAGAACUCGCUCAACAGGAGACUGUCGUCGCGGAACUGCAAACCACUGUCGCUGCAUUGCGCACUGAACUGACCGAAUCCAAAGAACGUAUCAGUGAACUGGAAACAGUCCACCGAGAAUUGCACGAAACUCGCUCGCUGCAAGCAGAAACUGAAAACCAACAGGUGGCCCAAAUUCAAAAGCUCUUGGAUGAGAAACAAGCAGAACUUGCUCAACGGGAGACUGAUCUCUCGGACCUGCAAGCCACUCUUACUGCCUUGCGCACUGAACUCAAUCAGUCCACAGAUCGCGUCCAGGAAUUGGAAGCAGCUCAACGAAGCAUCGAGGAAGCUCGCGCGCUGCACGCAGAAACCGAAAACCAAAAGAUGGAACAACUGCAACAGCUCUUGGAUGACAAACAAGCAGAACUUGCCCAACGGGAGGUUGAUCUCUCGGAUCUGCAAACCACUCUCGCUGCCUUGCGCAUUGAACUGGAAACAGCUCAACGAAGCAUCGAGGAAGCUCGCGCGCUGCAAGCAGAGACCGAAAACCAAAAGGUGGAACAACUGCAACAGCUCUUGGAUGACAAACAAGCAGAAGCCGCUCAACGGGAGACCCAGCUCUCUGACCUGCAAACCACCCUCUCCAGCUUACGCACAGAAUUGGAUGAGAAACAAGCAGAACUCGCCCACCGGGAGGCUGAAGUAUCUGAUUUGCAAUCUGCACUCACUGCAUCACGCACAGAGUUGGACGAGAAACAAGGAGAACUUGCACAGCGGGAGGCUGAUGUCGCUGACCUGCAAACCGCGCUCUCCACUUUGCGUACUCAAUUGGACGACUCUAGCGUGCACGUCAAUGAACUGGAAACAGUCCAGCGUGAGCUGGAAGAGUCACGUAGAUUGCAAUCCGAAUCUCAGAACCUGGUAUCCGAUCUCCAAGCCCAGCUAGAAGCUCUUCACGUCACCCUCACAGAGACGCAAGACCAACUAGCGACGGAGCUUGAAUCCAGUCGUGCCCACGAGCACGAGGCCUCUGAAUUGGAGUCAGGGCUUCUGGCAAGGGAUGAGAGUAACAAAGCUUUGCAGAAUCAGCUUUCUGAAAGUGAAGUGGAGAAGCAGGCCCUCAUGGAUCGUGUCCAUCAAUUAGAGACACACUGUGAGGACUACGCUGCCAAGAUUGGAAAGUUUGCAAAAGAGGUACAGUACCUUGCUUCGUUGCGUGAAGCUGUCGUUAUAGAGCGGGAUGAGCUCCUGGACAAGGUCAACGCCCUUGAGGAGCAAAUUCUGCACCUGCAAAAUGAGAGUGUGCAAGGAACUGAGAGGGGGCUCGAGAUUGAGAGCACCCGUCCGCAAGCCGAUGUAGCUCAACUGGACCGUGAGUGCAAUGACCUCUUGAACGGACUUGGUCUUGCGGAGACGCAAGUGGAGACCACAUCGGCUGCGACUAUCCUAGAUUUGGAGAACAAGAUGCGAACCGCCGAAGCUCUCGCUACGGAACUGGAGCAGAACCUCUCCGAUACUCAGCAGGAACGUGACAUGCUUUUAGUACGCAUGAAGGAAUUGGAGCACUCGAACGCGGAAAUGGAGAAGGAAAUGAUUGAGUGCAAAGACUUGUCCGUGGCUGGUACUCGGGAAAUGGAGGAUCGUCUUGGGCGUAUGGAGGUAGAACGUGAUGAGGCGUUGACCAAGUUGCAGCAGCUCGAAGCCAAGGUCGAAGAGUUGAACUCUUCUUUGGAGGAAAAGGAGACUGCGCUGCAAAGGAUUGCAGAACUAGAUGCCUUAUUGGAAUCCAAGGACCAGGAACUCAAAGACGUGCAGUCACAAUUAAGUUCCCUGGCGUCUACUCACGAAACACUCAAGGCGGAAUCCACCGAUCUUCGCGAAAAGGUUGAAUCCAUGGAAAAGACGCAAUCCGAACGGGAUGUUGUCCCCAACGAAUCCGCCACGGCUGACCAAGAAAGCGAUGAUAACUCUGUCUUGGUCGGCAUGUAUCGUACUCAGAUUGCGGAGGUCGUCUCGGAACGCAACUCUCUGCGUACUGAGAUUGAGCAGUUGGGCACCGAGUUGGGCGACAAGGCAAAGUUGGAAGACGAGCUCGCUCAGGUUGUUACAGAGCGGGAUGAGCUGAAACAGGUCGUGGAAGCUCUAAGUAACCGGGUGGAGGAAGUUGAAGCUAAAUUAAACGAGGCAGAGCGAAGAGUACCAGUCAUUGUUGACCCACCUCCACCGUCCAGAGUCUCAAAACCACGGCCACCGUCGAUUCAGACUGGUCGGGAAGCAGACCUUCGUGAUUCGGAUGAAGGAGACAUUGGACGGGACUCGCUAGAUACGCGUCGGUCCGCUUCAUUUGACAGGAGGAGAAGAGGAGGAAGCAGUCUCCGUGGUUUGUCGCCGGGUGAACCGAUAUCUCCUACCUCCAUUAUCGACUCCAUUCGAGAGAUUGCUGACCGAACCAACGAUACCGAAGCGACUACCGAAGCAGGACCCGGUCUGGCAGAACGCGAACGUCAAGAAUUGUUGCGAAUGAUUGAGAUUCUUUCUAUGCAUAUAUCUGCUGCUGAUCGACAGUUGGAGGAAGAUGCCAAUACAGUUGCGAGGCUAGAAGCUGAGCUCGAGGAUGUAAGAGCCUCCUCUUCUGCGUCUUCUGAAACAUCUUUCCGGGAUGUCAGUAGGAGCAGCACUGCGGUUCGCUUACGUGUGUUGGAGGAUCGGGUCAAUAAACAGCUCGAUGAGAUUGCCAACAUGGAGUACGAGUUGGUCAAGGCUCGGAGUGUCGCCAAUGCGGCACAGACUCGGGUUGUUGAAUUGGAGAACCAGUUGGAAGAGGCAAAGAAGAAGGAGCGGGAGGCAAGGGCAGCACAGCCACUGAAUGCGGCAGUCAGCAAGGCUAGAGGCGGCCAUCGUGGAACAUUCAGGCUCACCCCAUUGGAGCUAAAGGAGAUUAUGCCUUCGAUAAUGUUUGAGGAGUUGACCAGGAAAGAUGGAAAGCGUUCAUCUAUUCUUACGGGUGCUCCCGAGCGCAUACAGAGCGCUGCGAAAACUCGGGAUCGCGGAUCUGGAGCGCGUCAAAACAUACCCGAACGGUGGAGAGAUGGGUCACCACUACCUGCCAAACGGGAUCCGCCACAACCAGAUUCGCCAUCCUCCGAUCCUCGUUCCAACCGCCACCACACCCAGCUCGCCCAACAACAACACCAACACAGACUAGCCCAGCAACAAGAGAUCAUUGGGGAACUCGGACAUCAACUCUCCACCGCCAAACGACGAGUCAAAGACCUUCAGGACCAGGUUCAAUCUCUCGAACAAGAAAACUAUAGUUCGCAAAACAAUAUCCGAAUGUUGAUGGAACGCGUGAAAUACCUUGAAGAGUCUCGUGCCAUCCUCCCGCCCCCUCCCGACGACACCCUAGACCGCGACGGAACAUCAUCAUCAUCAUCAAAACGAUCACGAGGCGCUUCGAGAGGUCGAAGUGGGAGCAAGGAGGAAGGGCGUACCAAAAGCAAGAGCCGAACACGGAGUGUAGGGAAGGAGAAGGACAAGGAUGGGGAGGUGAAGAAGAAGAGGAGUUUUUGGUGGGGCGGACGGGGUAAAGAUGAAGAUAGUGAUUGAGGUAUAUAUGUGAUUGGUUUUGGGUAGCGUAUGUAGGUUAUAUAGAACUUUUUUGUAUGUUGCAUUGUUGUGUUUAGUGGCAUCUUAUUGAAUACUUUUUUUUUGAUUGCUAGAAUUCUAUUGAUAUAUUAUUUCAC
This is a messenger RNA of Spizellomyces punctatus DAOM BR117, 8543 nucleotides long. RefSeq lists its product as uncharacterized. The record is from RefSeq and is a predicted model, not a curated record. Gene Ontology annotation, biological process: mitotic spindle organization; microtubule-based movement. Gene Ontology annotation, molecular function: microtubule binding; ATP binding; microtubule motor activity. NCBI's taxonomy places the organism in Eukaryota, Fungi, Chytridiomycota, Chytridiomycetes, Spizellomycetales, Spizellomycetaceae. The transcript is spliced from 4 exons. Bases 1 to 8406 code for a protein of 2801 amino acids.